Molecule: messenger RNA, 2228 nt
Organism: Cucurbita moschata (crookneck pumpkin)
Lineage: Eukaryota; Viridiplantae; Streptophyta; Magnoliopsida; Cucurbitales; Cucurbitaceae
Product: PX domain-containing protein EREX-like
Exons: 9
Coding region: 210-1862 (550 amino acids)
Biological process (GO): protein transport
Molecular function (GO): phosphatidylinositol binding
Source: RefSeq, a predicted model, not a curated record
CCAACCCGCAGAAGCUUCGAAAACGGCCCCAAAACCACGACAAAGGCAGCAAAGCCGAAUUGACUCUGGGGACGAUUCCAGAGCCAACCUCCUGUUUCGUGAAAAACUGGCGCGAAUACGGCUCUCCGGCGACCAUUUUCGCCGGAAUCUCAAAUUUCUAGAUUUGCUUCGGCUGCCGAGCAAUUCGGUAACAACAAAAUUGAUUAGAAAUGAAUUUCUAUGCUCAUGACCUGUCUCCGUUGGAUUUUAAUUUUGGCCACUCCGAAUCGUUCGGCCAGUCAUUCUCUCGCCUUCGCGCUUCGUCCGCUAUUUCUUCAAAUGUCUUCCUCGAUGAAGACGACGACGUUUACCGUCCUAGCUGGACUGCAAGAAAUAAGGAAGAAAUGCCCACCGGCUGCCCCCCCAAUCGCCGGCAUGACGGUUCGUCGCCUCUUCCAUUGGGAAUGGACUGGAGCCCCCCUCCUCAGAAAUGGGAUGGACAGCACACGCUGUGGCCUCAUGAUCCACCCACUGGAUGGAGUUAUUGUGUCACGAUUCCUUCUUGGACGACAAUUCCCAAAUCAAAUGGUUCAGUUCCUGUGGUGUUUUACACGGUUCAAGUUGGACUGCAAUCCCCACAAGGUAUCACCUCUACAAGAGGAAUAUCAAGAAGAUUUAAUGAGUUUCUAGAGCUAUUUUACGAGCUCAAAAGAACAUUGCCCGAGAAACAUUUGCCUCCAGCUCCUUCAAAAAUGGUUUUGAGAAUGAAAAACAGUACAUUUCACGAUGAACGGAGGUCUUCCUUGGAGGAAUGGAUGGAAAAGAUUCUGUCAGACAUUGAUGUAUCGAGAAGUGUUCCAGUGGCAAGUUUUCUUGAACUGGAAGCUGCUGUGAGAUCUUUUUUCAGUGAUGUUGAUCACCAGACAUCUGAUGAGGUUUCUUCUAAUAGUAUCAUGGUCCAACCAAUUACGCUAACAAGCUCAACUGUGCCUAUUGCUGCUGCUUCUUCUGUUGCCUCCAGUCCACGUGAUGAUAUUUGUUAUGGGGGACCUGAACUUGGAACUCUAAGACAUAGAGAUGAUGAGGAUGCAGAAUUGGGAAUGGAUAAACUUGCAUCGGAAAAAGCUGGAACAGGCCUGGAAAAUCUUGUUGUAAGAUCUAAGGAAGACGUUUCCGUGAGACGAUUCCUUGCAUCAAAGGAUGAACAGGUGCCCAUGGAAUCGACAAUAAUGUCCAUUUUAGAGGAGAACAAAUUUUUACUGCAAGAGUUGGAUGCUUCAAGAGUACAGCUGGAGUACUUGCAAAAACAAUAUGAAGAAUUUGUGACGAAAUCAAAGGCAGAUGUUGAGUUGUUUAUCAAAGAAAUUAAAUCUCUUCGAGAUACACAGUUAGACAUGAAGCAGGAGUGCAGCCAAUUGACGAAGGAGAAAUCAGAAUUAGAGAGGGUAUUUCAAACUGAAAGACAAAGAAUGGAGCAAGCCAAGAUUGCUAAUCAAAAGCUUCUUCAUGAUUGUGAAAUUCUUCAAUACCGUCUUCAAGACUCUAGUGUUGACUUCUUCAUUGAGGAAGGAGAUAAAUUAAUCUUGGAAACUGCUUCGACUGCUCAUGAUGCUAUGGAUCUAUUGGCGACAUCUGAUAAUCACAUUAGCCUUAUUUUAGCUGAGGCGAAGCUUCGUGCACACGAUGCAGAUGGCACGGCUGGAUCAGCCAGUCCGAAUGGGGCAUGUGAAGGAGCACCUGACAAAGUAUUAAGAAACAUACUAGCAGAUAUGUUCGUCGAAAAUGCGCGAUUACGGACACAGGUGAACUCUGUCAUUCGCUGUGCUCUAAAUGCAAAUCCGACCCAUGAGAAAGAUGAAAAUGAAUCUCUCUUGGGAGUGUAAGAAAUUGUUGUAUGUAUGGGCCUUCUUCUGUAGUGACAAGAACAGGGGAGCUUGCUCUUGAUCAGGUAACAAAAAAGCAAGAGGUUGAAUUGAAUGUGUGUGGCUUAAUUUGGUAUUUGUUGGCCAUUUGAUGAAGUUUGAUUGACAUUCAACUGAAGAACAUCACCACUAAGUAAAUGCUCAAAUGGACGAUGGGAUUCUUUUGGAAGUUUUAAAAUCUGAGUUUGAAAAGAAAAAAGUAAACUGUUGUUUGAAGGUUAAGCAUAAAUGAAGUGAUGUAUUUUAUUUAGAUCAAAUAUGUGUUAUAGUUUGGUUUCGAUCCAUUCAUAUAUCAAUUUUUAGUUUAAUUCGUUAAGUCUAAUAAAU